Messenger RNA from Argiope bruennichi, 2475 nucleotides. RefSeq names its product BAG domain-containing protein Samui-like. The record is from RefSeq and is a predicted model, not a curated record. Gene Ontology annotation, biological process: protein stabilization. Gene Ontology annotation, cellular component: nucleus; cytosol; membrane. Gene Ontology annotation, molecular function: adenyl-nucleotide exchange factor activity; protein-folding chaperone binding. Lineage: Eukaryota; Metazoa; Arthropoda; Arachnida; Araneae; Araneidae. The coding region runs from base 165 to 1952 and encodes 595 amino acids. The transcript is spliced from 2 exons.
UGGUUCGCUACUUCAAGCACUGCGUUGUGCGAGCUAUUCACACCCUGUAGCGGGAUUGUUGUCACACACCUGUGGAUGCAGUAACAAGCGAUUUGUGACAGAUGCGCUGGAAAUUUUUGUUUGCUUCAUCUCCCUGCCGCGGAUUUGAGUAACUCGCGAUAAGGAUGUUUUACGAAACUACGCACACUGUGAGACCUGGAUGGCAUAGAUCUUAUAAGCCCUCACAUUACGAAGACAUGUCGUGGUCUCCCUCAAGCAGUAACCUCCGUUCCCCUGGUUCAAGUCCUGAAACCUACAGAAGAGUUGUUCGAACAGAGGAGGAUUUUCCCGGCAGUAAACAAAAAUCUCUUGACGACGAGUUCUUCGCUGGGCGCAAAAGCCCAACUUUUCCCAGAAUUUUCAAGGAGGUGUGGAACGAGUCGCCUUCUACCAAUCAUCGUUUCGCUGAUCGUCCCAGAAUUUUCAAGAGGGUCUUCAAGCCUAACCAUUGGGAAGAGGAAUUCGACAAAGAAGACAUUCCUCGUCUGAGACGUUUCGAACGAGAAUUUGAUAGAUUUGACAACAACAGGUCAUCUUCCAGGAAGUUUGAUGAAGAUUUCGAUAGGCAUUUUAGUGCCAGAGACCUACAAAAAGACAUAAAGGAUGAAUUCGGAAAAUCGGAGGGAAAAGUACAUCACAUACCAAUAAUGGUUGAGCACAGAAUGGAGGAAAUGAAAGGACGAUUCGGUGAAAGGAAUUCCUCGCCACCAGAAAGAUCUCAUGAUGAAGUGUAUGGCGAUGAUUGGGCUGGCCCGCAAGUGCAGCGUCUUAAAAAAACCUUUGAACCAGAAGACAACUUUCAGAAAGAAUAUCAUAGAGUUCCUAGAUUCAAUUCCAAUAUGAAAUCUAGGGUUUUCUCAAGUCCAGUACCAGAGACUUGGGAUCCUCAUGCAAUUCAUACGCUCCCUACAAGAAAACUUCACAAAGCAUCGCAAAGCAUGGACGAUUCGAAGCACUCUGUACCAACCAAAUCUGUAUUCAGAUCUUAUUCUGAGACUCACGAGGAUAUCCCAAAACCACAGCAACAGCAUUCAGCGGCGUUUCGCUCCCAUUCAGAUGGCCACUGUCCUAACCAGACAUACGUUACAAAAAUUGAAGUGAAUGCACCCUCCAAUAGAGACGUCGUCGAGCAGAGCUCGAGUAACAGAAACGACGGUGAAUCGGGUACUUCGCAGAACAGGCAAAAACAGAACUUUACCAAGCAGCCAAGUUGCGAAGAAAGCCCAACUGAAACUUCAGAUCAAAAUAAUGUAAAAUUGAAGUCAAAAGCAAAGUACGAUAGUCCAUCCCUUCAACAAAUUGCUGUUGUUAUGCAAAACGUGGAUGACUUGAUAAUAAGAAUUGAAGGCUACACUGGCAACGGCAGGGACAAACAAUACCGAUUUUUGGAUGAAAUGCUGACAAGGUGUAUGAUUCGUUUAGAUAGUGUUGAUACUGAAGGCAGAGAGGACAUUCGGAAUGCUAGAAAAGCAGCCAUAAGAGAUGUGCAAGCAUGCAUUGAUAGGUUGGAAGCUAAAGCAGACGAAAGUGAAAGACAGAAAGUAGCAAAAUCAGCGCCAGAAGAUUGUGUCAAUGCAGCCGCCGGCGAUGGUUCAAAAAUAGCUAUCCCACUGGGUUCCCAUUUCGCUAUUCCGUUAGGAGAUGGCUCCGAAAAUGCAGCUAAUGCUAUGAAAGAAUCCAUCCCUUUAGAUGAUGUUCCUAAACAUGCAAUUCCAUUAGGGGAAGGCCCCAAAAUGGCAAUUCCAUUAGGAGAUAUUCCCAGACCAAUAAUACCUCUGGCAGACAAAUCUACUCCGAUUCCGCUGAGAGAUGCUCCUAGAUCUAUGGACAAAAGCAAUGAACGAGAUGACAAGUUUGAGAAAAAUUCCAGCCAAAACAGUGGGAAUAACAACGAUGAACAAACUAAGCUUUAGUUCUCUGCCUGAUUCCAGAAAUUCUGCUUGUUAAAAAAAAUCAUUUCAUUUUAUACCGAAUGCAUGUCUCAUAUGAUUUACUCGAAAUAUCAACAUUGGCAAGGCAAUUAAUUUUUCAAAGUUCUUAUCAUCACCAUAAAUACCUGGAUCUAUAUUUGAAAGGUUUUUAAAGAAAUUUACUGUGCCCACUAAAUUAAAAAGACUUCAGUAUUUUUAUUAAGUAACUUCAACGGUACUUCAAUUGUUUCAGCUCUAACAUCAUAUUAUCUUUUUAUAUCAUUUUAUAUAAGAAAUAAACUAUUUCUUAAUCAAAAUAAUUUUGUAUUUAAAAGAAAAAUGUCGUGAUUUAAAUUCCUGUUAAUAUAUUCAGAAUUGUGGGAACAGAAAUUUUUUGAUGUUCAUUGGCAAAAAGUGAUUUUGAAUACAGCUUCAAUUUGCCAUUCCUUCUUAACUAAAGACCCGAACUAUGUAUAUAUUCUGCUUGGUUUUUAUUUUGGAUUUUUUUUUUUUUUUUUUUUUUUUU